This is a messenger RNA of Drosophila grimshawi, 1786 nucleotides long. It is a transcript of the gene TyrRII, whose product is annotated as tyramine/octopamine receptor. NCBI's taxonomy places the organism in Eukaryota, Metazoa, Arthropoda, Insecta, Diptera, Drosophilidae. Bases 121 to 1527 code for a protein of 468 amino acids. The record is from RefSeq and is a predicted model, not a curated record. The transcript is spliced from 5 exons. Gene Ontology annotation, molecular function: G protein-coupled receptor activity. Gene Ontology annotation, biological process: adenylate cyclase-activating adrenergic receptor signaling pathway. Gene Ontology annotation, cellular component: membrane.
GCAAACGUUAUUUGAAUUCGCUUUCAACAUGCAAAAACAAAUAAAAAUUAACGAAAAAUAAACAAGACACUAUGUGAAAAUGAUUAACAACCGGCAGCUCUGCGGAUAAUGAUAUGAAUAAUGAACUCGUAUUGGACAAGCAUGGAAUGGCCAAAGUCGUUGGCUGUGGCUACUUUCCUGCUACUUAUAUUGGUGACCGUAAUUGGCAAUAUGCUCGUAAUAUUAGCUGUUUUGACCACCCGAAGGCUUCGAACGGUUACAAAUUGUUUUGUGAUGAGUUUAGCUGUGGCUGAUUUACUUGUCGGCAUUUUUGUUAUGCCGCCGGCAGUAGCUGUACACGUCAUUGGCUCAUGGCAACUUGGCCUGGUGCUGUGCGAUAUUUGGAUAUCCUUCGAUAUAUUGCUAUGCACGGCAUCCAUUCUUAGUUUGUGUGCCAUCAGCUUGGACAGGUAUCUCGCAGUGACACAACCGUUGACAUAUUCGAAAAAGUGGCGUUGCAAACGAUUGGCAUUGUUAAUGAUUCUUGGAGUUUGGCUACUCGCCUUCGGUAUUACCUGCCCACCGAUGCUCGGCUGGUACGAGCAUGGCAGGAAUCGCAAUAAGGGGGACUCGGUUGAAUGUCGCUAUAAUCAAAAUAAAGGAUAUGUUGUUUACUCGGCGAUGGGUUCAUUUUUUAUACCACUCACAGUGAUGUUAUAUGUUUACGUACGGAUUGGUUAUGUCCUCACAUCACGUCGACAGCGAAUUGUACGCGAUGCAAACUCGGAACGCACAGCUGACCAUGAUGCAGAUACCGAUGGCCAUUUUAUGUCGGAAUCUGAAGUGUAUCGUUGCAAUCAACACAAAUGUUUGCCAUGCUGUGAAGCUCGCUGCAGCGUGAUGAGAACCCAUGCGAAUCCCAUAUUUAGUACCGGUAGCGUUAAGUGCCGCAAAUGUCAGGAGGCAAAGGCUAAUGAUAAGCGCAUGAAACUGAAACAUCAACCGACAUUCUAUGAACUAAUGGAAAUAUCACGAAUGUCCUCACUUAUUCAAUGCACAUCCGACAGCUGCAGAUUUCAUAAGCGGUGUGCUUCAUCUGUAUCCAUACCAACAAUGUAUUAUAAUGAUGGUCAAUCGAUUGGAGGCGCCACCUCUUUGGAAACGGUAAAUCAUAAUGUGGCCAAGAGGGCGUCAACAACAUCGCAUCAGCUGCAGCGACAAUUGGCCAAUCAUCGCGUUCCAAUGCGUGUCUCGACCAAAAUCAAAACCACCAAAGCAACUAAGACACUUACAAUUGUUAUGGGUGGACUGAUCGCAUGCUGGACACCAUUUUUCGUUUAUUACCUGCUGAUACCGUUUCUGCCGCAGCUAAAGAAAUUCGAGGGCCUUAUGUCCUUUUUCACUUGGGUCGGUUGGGUAAAUUGCGCUAUAAAUCCCUUCAUUUAUGCCUUUAAUCCGGAUUUCCGAGCUGCCUUCUGGCGCUUAACAUGUCGGCGCAUCUGCAAACAAAAACUGCCUCGAAAUCAUAUUAACAUGUUUCGAGCCUGAAGCGUUCAAAAAAUCCACAAUAAGAAGUGCUAGCCUUAAGCGUAUAUAUUAAUGUUUAUUUUUAGCACGUAUCAAAUAAAUCAAUUUAUUUAAAGCUUGUAUUUAUUUACCACUAAAAACCAUAAAUAUGUGUAACAAAAAAUGCUACUAUCCAAAUAGCCUGAAGAAGACAUAUCGGUUCAUUUAAACUAUGCAAUUGUAUAAAUAGAUAGUCUUAAUAGUCAUCAACAACUAAGUCAAACUAAAUAUUAUUAAAAUU